UGAAUGAGCUGUAGUUUGGUGGCGUUUCUCGGGAUUUAGGAGCCCUUGCGCUAAACAGCCGCUGCUAACCCGGGUCUGUCCUCUGGGCCUUUGUGAUUGGCUGUUCCCACAGGACUGAGGGGGACUUUCACACACGUGCGGCAUAUUCCUGAUCUCCUCUGUGGAUAAGUGCAGCUGUCAAGUGUGCACAAAGUUUCUGUCAACAGAAAUGUCAGCUGGUGAGGCUUUUGUGACCCUAGCCACCACAGACUCUUACUGCAUGGGAGCCGCUGUAGUGGCCAGAAGUCUGCGGCGGCAUGGAACAACUCGCCACAUAGUUUCCAUGAUCACACCAAAUGUCUCUGAGCAGUCAAGACUCGCCCUUACAGAUGUGUUUGAUGAAGUGAUUGUGGUGGAUGUGAUGGACAGUGAAGAUUACCACCACUUGUCCUUGCUGGGACGUCCUGAGCUCGGUAUCACUUUCACUAAGAUCCACUGCUGGACUCUGACACAGUAUAGCAAAUGCGUCUUUCUGGAUGCCGACACUCUGGUGCUGUGUAACGUGGACGAGCUGUUUGACAGAGAUGAGCUGUCAGCCGCUCCUGAUCCCGGCUGGCCCGACUGUUUCAACUCAGGAGUGUUUGUCUUCAGACCGUCCCGCCACACUCACACCAGACUGCUGGAUCAUGCCAGUCGCCACGGCAGCUUUGAUGGAGGAGACCAAGGACUGUUGAACUCUUUCUUCAGUAGCUGGUCAGUGGAAGACAUCAGUAAACACCUGCCAUUUGUUUACAACCUCAGCGCCAGCUCGGUCUACAGCUACCUUCCUGCUUUCCAACAGUUUGGCCACAAUGCAAAGAUCAUCCACUUCCUUGGAGCAGACAAACCCUGGAACUCGCAGAGAAACAGCAGCUACUCGCACAACAUGGAGCAGUUUGUGUCUCUGUGGUGGAAGGAAUACCUUAUUCACACAGUGUCAUCUGCUCCGGUUGUCCAGCCCAAGCAAGAGCAGAAGAAACCACAACAGAUCCAAGAAAGAGAAGCCAAGAUGCCAUUUACAGAAAACUUGGACACGUCGAAUUCACUGCUUGCACAUUUUUCUCCUCCUCCUCCUCCUCCUCCAGAGUACCUUUAUUCACAGUCUGAACCAGCUGUGUGUUCCCACACAGAUGGCACACAGUUGGAGGAGGAGUCGAGAUCAUCUGAGGAGUCAGAAGCUGAGGAUACACCUUUGGGGGCUGAAGGCUCUGAAAGCAGUGAUGUUCCUGCAGACACGGCUGCUGAUCCCACACCUGCAGACACUGAGCCGCUGGAUCACCGCAGGCUGUGGGAGAUGGGACAGGUGGACUACCUCGGCAGAGAUGCCUUUCAAAACAUCCAAAGGAUGCUGGACCGCUUUUUGGAUUAAAAAAUGUCAAACUUCAUCAGCCUUAGUGUUUCCAUGUUUAUGUAGUGUGGUUACUAAAAUGCUGGGGUUUGACAGUUUGCAUGCCUUAAUGCAUAGAAGGGCACACAAGUAUU
Pelmatolapia mariae (spotted tilapia) is the source of this 1500-nucleotide messenger RNA. RefSeq names its product glycogenin 2 (gene gyg2). Gene Ontology annotation, molecular function: glycosyltransferase activity. Gene Ontology annotation, cellular component: cytoplasm. The record is from RefSeq and is a predicted model, not a curated record. The coding region runs from base 209 to 1387 and encodes 392 amino acids. Lineage: Eukaryota; Metazoa; Chordata; Actinopteri; Cichliformes; Cichlidae. The transcript is spliced from 9 exons. Gene Ontology annotation, biological process: glycogen biosynthetic process.